This is a messenger RNA of Doryrhamphus excisus (bluestripe pipefish), 4207 nucleotides long. It is a transcript of the gene spag16, whose product is annotated as sperm associated antigen 16. Gene Ontology annotation, biological process: axoneme assembly. Gene Ontology annotation, molecular function: protein binding. Lineage: Eukaryota; Metazoa; Chordata; Actinopteri; Syngnathiformes; Syngnathidae. The record is from RefSeq and is a predicted model, not a curated record. Gene Ontology annotation, cellular component: axonemal central apparatus.
CAAGUCUUUCACGAAGCACGAUUCCUUAUUUAUCAAUGGAAUCUUUUCAUAGUUGGAGCAUAGAAAACCUGUUUACCACCUUCUAGAUAGGCGUUUGCACAUUAGAGCCCUGCAGACAUGAAAUAACACCCCUAGAUUGGCCUUUGCACAUUAGAGCCCUGCAGACAUGAAAUAACACCCCUAUAGUCACCUUUACGGUCAUAUUAGCCAAUAUCGUAGACCUACUCGGAUAGGAAUGUAGAUCGACCGACCGGUAAAUUGAGAGACAACAGACCAAUGAAGAGGCUGUAUCCCUUCAAUCUGCCUGUCCAUUAUACGUUCCAUCCUUCCCUCACUCGUGAACAAGGUGCGGGGGUCCUUAUACUCCUCCCAUGAUCCCUGAUCAGAGAUGGCACUCCACCCUUUUCCAGGUGAGGACCAUAGACUUGGACUUGGAGAUGCUGAUUUUCACUUUAGCCGCUACACACUCUACUGCGAACCGAUCAAGUGAGAGCUGAAGGUCAGGGCUGGAUGAAGCCAGCAGGUCCCAGACCAGCAGACCCAAUCCUGCAGCCACCAAGUGGAACCCCUCAAUGCUGUGGCUGUGCCUGGAAAUUGUAUUCCUAAAAAGAAUGAACAGAAUAGGUGACAAAGGGCAGCCCUGGGGGAGUUCAACCCUCACGCUGGCAAAGUUAAAAGAAGUUAUUUUAGUUGGAUGAAAUUCUUAAAUAAUUAUUUUACGAAAGGAUAUGCAAAUUAGACGACGACGUGCGCCACAGCCAAUCGCUACUUUACUUAUUGAAAGAUGAUUAGAUAAAAGAUAAAAGAUGAUUCUAUCGGUGUCGGAGCUGGGGUGGCCGACGUAGACGCCACACUGUUUCCCAAUGUAUAAACGAGGGGAAUUUACUUAAAUUUCUUUGUAGAAAGUCGCUUUAUCAAAGUAAGUACAUUUACUUGUACACAUCCAACAUUGCGGCGACGUCGACGUAUCGCAGCAGUGGACAAUACACUCAAUUCGGCGUAUACCUACUGUAUGUCUGCGGCGGCCGCCCCACAGAGCUUCAUUACGUAGAGCCGUACGUUUUUGUUGCCGCGAGUCCGUCAUCUUGUGUAGCACUACCUUGUUCGUUUGCGACUUUAGACGUUUUUACUGAUGGGUUCUGAAAUUCUGGACGCGAUAAGGCAUUAAAAUGCCCUACUGUGCGGCUGUAAAGUACCUAUAUACACUGCGAACACAAGUUGUGCUACACAAGAUGGCGGCGUCUGCACUGAAGCACUGAGCGGCGGCGACACCGCGCUCUGUGUGUUGUGUCCGGGUGUGAGCUUUCUACGUCUUUCUAUUUCUGUGGGCCACACCGCAGCCGGGUACGGGAGUCUUGUUUUACGUAUCACGGACUCGACAGUGCGGAAGUCCGUCAAUUGAGACGUUUCGCUUAUGUGUUUACGGUUGUUGUACCCACAAUGCAUUGCGGGGCGACAUCUGUGACACAGCUCUCUCACGUCACGAAAUAGGGACCGGUAGUUUGACGUGUACAGCGAGUAUUUAGAUCUCGCGAUGUCAACAAUGAACACGAACUGCGUGUUGCUUUGUGUAUUGUUACCAUAGCAACCGCGAAAGCCUUUUCAACAUGUCAGCACAAUCCAAAGAAAAGGAAGAUGAGGACUUUAAAUUGGAGGCAGGGACGUCCUCUACUGCUGGACCAUCUAGAGAAGGAGCCGUAGAGGACAUCCCAGAGACGGUGGAUGACUUUCUGAGGAACUUCCUGCACAGACUCGGCCUGAGACGGACGCAGGACUCUUUUGAGGUGGAGUGGUACGGCUGGGCUCACAAAGUCCUGACUGAACCCUUGUCCAUGGCUCCUCCGGCGGCGGGCGUUCUUUUCCUCCCCGAUGCCAUCACACACAAGCAGCUCCUUGAAACUGAACUGGAGAACGUCCUCAUGGACACCAAGCGCUUCAAGCAGGACGUCUUGUCUGCACGGGACAGCCUGGUGAGGAUGCAGAGGGACAGGGACCUGCACCAGCUGCACCACCGCCGAUGCUUGGAAGACACCAAACAUCUGCUGGAGGACAUAAAACGUCUGAAGAAGCGCCUGGAGUCUUAUGAGCCGGUGCUGAGACAUCUGGACGACAAGUACCAAGCCACCCUGAGGCAGAAGAUGCUUCUCAGUUUGGAGAGCCAACGGCUCCUGAACACCUCGGAAGCAAAGCUGAGUCAGGACCAAAGCAAGACGGAGAAAAGUGGCAAAAAGAGGAGCGGCACCCCCCGACACCCCAAGGACUCUGAGAUUCCGGUCUACGGCAGGCGCUUCCAUGGACAACAUCCACAAUACAAAAGAGCACAUUCCUUCAGUCUCUUGGGUUCCAUCAAAGCCCACCAUCUUCCCAUCAGCUCCAUCAGCCUCCAUCCUCAGAAAAACAUCCUUGCUUCCGCCAGCGACGACUGCAGCUGGAGGCUGUGGAUGCUGCCAGCCAGCAGAGAGAAGGUGGCCCAGAUGGUCCUGACGGGCGAGGGACACUCUGAUUGGCUGUCAGGCUGCAGUUUUCACCCGGAAGGAACCAAACUGGCAACAACCAGCGGAGACGCCACGGUGAGACUGUGGGACUUUUCUUGUGGACGCUGCGUGUUGACCCUUUCCGGUCACAGCCGUCCCACGUGGGGUUGCUCCUUCCACUCAUGCGGUGACUUCCUGGCGUCCUGCUCCUCCGACAAGACCGCCAAGCUGUGGGACCUCAACAGCCAGCGUUGUCGCCUCACGAUGCGCCGCCACAGCGCCUCUGUCAACAGCGUCUGCUUCCAGCACCUCUCCAACAAUGUCCUCACGUCCUCGGCGGACAAAAGUGUGGCCCUGUGGGACAUCAGGCUGGGGGUGUGCACCGCCUCCUUCCACGGACACCAGCAUCCCUGCAACCACGCCACCUUUGGCCUUGCUGAGGAAGUCAUGGCUUCCUGUGACACACGCGGGACGGUCAAUGUGUGGGACAUCAGGACACCCGCCUCGCCUGUCCGCACGAUAGACACCGGGCCGCUGAGCGCCAACCAGGUGGCCUUGAGUCCAUCAGGAAAGAUAUUGGCGGUGGCGAGCAGCGACGGUUUGGUUCGAUUGGUGGACGUGGAUUCCUACGUCGUCUGGAAGCUGCUGGGACACAAGGACAGCGUCAACACUAUCAUAUUUGACCACAAGGGGGAGACUGUCAUGUCAGCAGGGAGUGAUGGUCUCAUUAAUGUCUGCAUGUAACGCAACAUUUUAGUCUUAGUGUCAUUUCAAAAUAACCAUUUUACUCUUUGACUUUGUCCCAUAAAGCAUUGUGCUUUCAAGUUCCCACUUGACAUGUAGGACAUAUUUUGGAGUGUUUGUCAUGUGACAGUCAUGUGACUAUCCCAGGAUAAUGGCUUCCCUACAAUGGCUGUGUGCCAGGUGAGAUAGCAUAGUUUUUCCUGAUAAAUGCUCAUUUUAAAUCCAUUGAACAAUUGUACAGUAACUUUUCUUACUAUGGAAAUUUCAGCUCGUUUAGGAGAGCCAGUUCUUUUGGCUCCGCUCACUUUCGGCUCCUCAGAUAUUUUGGGUCUUUAUUACCAAAUUGUGUAUAAACAUGGUGUAAUUACUGAUGUAAAAAUACAUGCUAUCAAAUGUAGUUUAUUAUUGAAAUGCAUUUAAAGGUCAAUUAACAGCUAUAAAAGUAUAAUGUUAUAUUAUGAAAUACGAAAACAAAGACCCAUCUCAGUAGACAAGCUAGGUCAAAGUAGGUCUGACAACGUCAUGCUAGCUUCUAAACAAAAGAUUCAUCUAAGAGCAGCACGUGGUUAACCCCGCCCCCCACGCUGACACAUCUUGACCAAUGACGUUAGCCUUUAACAGAGAAAACGACAACGAAAAAAGUAAUCGACUCCCAUUUGGCGGCCAACGACGUGAACCGGCUCCUGUUGUUCAUUUCUUAGAGCCGAUUCGUUCGUGACCGAUAUAUUUAGAUUCGUUGUGGAAUCCACAAUGAAUUUAUGGAAUACAAAGCUAGGAAAAGGUCGACAUCAGGUUUUGAUUUGUUAAUAUCUUAUAGCUAAAAUAAAAUGAUAUUCCAUGUUUAUUUGUCCAGUAAGAUUUGUUUCAUUCUAGAUGUUUUAUAAAGUUAGUUUCUCACUCUAUUAAAAUGAACUCAAAUGGUGUUUAGGCAUAAUAAAACAUGUUGAGUGACCUGAAUUUGUAUCUUUGGUUAUUAAUAUUUUAUAACA